AUGUUAGACGAAACACAUCUGGUAUCAACGAAUUUGUCAGCCUCAGACGUGCCUGAGGCUCAGCCAUCCCAAGCACCUCCCUCAACGAUCACUCCGCAACUUCAAAACGUGGUCGCAACCGCAAAUCUCGAGAUUCGCAUCGACCUUAACAUAGUCGCCCGUCAAGCACGCAACGCUGACUACAAACCGAAGCGGUUCACAGCAGUUGUGUUGCGGAUCCGCGAACCCAAGGCCACCGCGCUCAUUUUCGCGUCCGGCAAGAUGGUCAUCACUGGCGCAAGAAGCGAACUCGACGCCAGGCUUGCGGGCCGCAAGUUCGCCAGAAUCGUCGCGAAGUGCGGCUAUCACCCGAAGUUCCUCGACUUCAAGGUCCAGAACAUUGUCGGCAGUGCGGAUGUGGGCCACUGCAUUCGGUUGGAGGGCGUGGAAAGACACAUUCGCUUGGAAGAUGUGGACAAACCCGUCAACCAGAGAAGGGGCGCGGCUUACGAUCCGGACAUAUUCCCCGGGCUCGUCUUGCGCUGGAUGGAUCCGAGAGUGGUCUUCUUGGUGUUCGUUAGUGGUAGAGUCGUGAUUACGGGAGCGAAGACCCGUGAACAGCUCUACGAAGGAUUCAGGAAGGUGCUGCCGUACCUGAAGUAUUACGUGAUUGAAGGAUUGGCCCAGCCGGUAAGAAAGAAGAAGAAGAAGAAGAAGCAGCACAGCCAGGACUGA
Messenger RNA from Coniosporium apollinis CBS 100218, 714 nucleotides. RefSeq lists its product as uncharacterized. Lineage: Eukaryota; Fungi; Ascomycota; Dothideomycetes. Gene Ontology annotation, molecular function: DNA binding; RNA polymerase II general transcription initiation factor activity. The coding region runs from base 1 to 714 and encodes 237 amino acids. The transcript has a single exon. The record is from RefSeq and is a predicted model, not a curated record. Gene Ontology annotation, biological process: DNA-templated transcription initiation.